Lottia gigantea (owl limpet) is the source of this 426-nucleotide messenger RNA. RefSeq lists its product as hypothetical. The transcript has a single exon. Lineage: Eukaryota; Metazoa; Mollusca; Gastropoda; Lottiidae. The record is from RefSeq and is a predicted model, not a curated record. Bases 1 to 426 code for a protein of 141 amino acids.
AUGGAGUGGUUAAAGCAGAAGAAGGCAAAUUAUGAGAAACGGAAUCAAACAACGCAUUCGUGGUACAGUCAGAGCUUUACAGGCAAUUUACCUACCGUUAGAUCCAAAUCGGCCACAUCUACACCAACAGCUGGUAUAAUGAUACCCAAGAAGUCUCAUUCUACCAACUCUUCACCACUGAAACCUCAUGGACCAGGUCCUCGACCAGACUCGGCCAAUCAACAAUACUCUUACGAUGGUGGAGUCUUUUUAUCGCGUUCUCCAAGACACGAUUUCUUUAUCAUUCAUCCAGAAUGGGUAUCUGAAGAACCAACAAUAGAAAAACUGUCCAUUAAAGAAAAGAGAGCUAAGUCCAUGUCAUGGCCAAGACGGCGAUGUAAGAGCGCACCACCAGCUAAAAUAAGAAAUCCGAUUACAUGGGAAUGA